AAAACCCUGUGAGACAUUUUAUCGAACAAUGACAGUGCUUAGCUCGAAGAAAAUCUUGCAAGAAAAGGGAACAACUGAUCCCGACUCCAUUACAUCUCUUUCUCUCACCCACAAAGCUCUCUCCGAUGUAUCGUGCUUGAGCGAGUUCAAGAAUUUGGAAAGGCUCGACCUGGGAUUCAACAAUUUGACUUCACUUGAGGGUUUGAAGUCAUGUGUGAAUUUGAAGUGGUUGUCAGUUGUGCAGAACAAGCUUCAGAGCUUGAAAGGCAUCGAACGCCUCGAUAAACUCACUGUAUUAAAUGCUGGAAAAAACAAGCUUACAUCAAUAGAUGAUGUCAAAAAUGUUUCAAGCUUACGUGCAUUGAUCUUGAACGACAAUGAGAUCAGUUCAAUUUGCAAGCUUGAUCAGAUGAAAGAGUUGAACACUCUGGUCCUUUCCAGGAAUCCGAUCAGUUCACUCGGUGAAUCUUUGGCCAAACUGAAAUCACUUACCAAACUUUCUCUUUCUAACUGCCAACUGAUAUCCUUCGAUUCAUCCCUGAAAUCCUGCCUAGAGUUAAAAGAGCUUCGCCUUUCCCACAACGAGAUCAUGACUAUCCCUAUUGAGUUUGGGAAUUUUCUGAAACUUCAGAAUCUAGACAUGGGGAACAACUUGAUCACCCGCUGGUCAAAUGUAAAGGUGCUCUCGUCGUUAGUUAACCUGAGAAAUUUGAAUCUACAAGGAAAUCCUGUUUCCGAAAAGGAAAAUUUACAGAAGAGAGUCAAAAAACUAUUGCCGAAUUUGCACGUCUUCAAUUCAAGACCGAUUGACAAAAUUGUUGGAAAAGAAGUUCACGAGAAAGUUGAAGACUUCUCUGUUGAUGCAGGAACUCUGGAUGGAAAUGACGAGCAAGUCAAGAAAUCAAAGGACAAGAAACAUAAAACAAAGCAUCAACUUGUUGAGGAGAAGCCUGAUGUUACGUUCGAUGAUGUUAUUAUAGGAAAAGAAUCUGACAAGAAAUCAAGAAAAAGAAAGAAAGGAGAUAAAGCAAAUAUAAUCGACAGCGCAGAAACCCCUUUUGCGGAUCUUUUUGCAAAUAAUGCUCCUGAAAUUGACAAGAUGCCCGAUAGUAGAUACGAUCAAGAUAUGGGUGCAAACCAUGGGCUUGUAACUAUUCAAACCGAGAAAAAGAAGAGGAACCGUGCUAUUGAUCCCGCUUCUUUCGAGUUGCCGCACGUUAAUGAAAUUGGAUUGGGUGGGCCAUCCACUUGGGAUUAGAUGCAACUGCUUGAGGUAUUCUUGAUUCUUGAUGCCCUUUUUUUUCUUUUCUUUUUUUCUGAUUCUAUCUCAUGUAAUCUCAAUCUAAUUAAGUUAAAGUUGUACAAUGGGUUGUUUGUUAGAGAAUGAAUUUAAUGUUUUGACCC
Molecule: messenger RNA, 1404 nt
Organism: Erythranthe guttata (spotted monkey flower)
Lineage: Eukaryota; Viridiplantae; Streptophyta; Magnoliopsida; Lamiales; Phrymaceae
Product: Leucine-rich repeat (LRR) family protein
Molecular function (GO): protein binding
Source: RefSeq, a predicted model, not a curated record